ACCGCUAGGUUGGAGAAUGCUUAGACCAAAGAGGCCGGUUGGAAUGUCAGAGAGCUGGGGCUCCCCUGCGCCCUGUCCCCAAGGCGGACUUUGGGGUUGGGCUUUCUUCUGGGAUGUGCGCGGUGGGUGAGUGGAGACUUGGGGCUCCCUUCCUACUGGGGUUCCCUAGGGCAUGGCUGCAGCAUGCACCUCCCCGAGGCACCAGCUUUGUGAGUCCUCAGAAGGCAUUCUUUUUUCCAGCUGCAAACCAAACGGACAGGUUUGCCCGUGAGCCUCCAGGUUUCAGUCCAAGAGGUGGGAGCUGACGAGGCGCCCGGCUUUGCCCUGCAGCAGCUCCAGCCCCGCCAGGAAACCCGAGACUUCGCAGGAACUCCAGGAAUUGAACUCUAAACAUCGGGAUUGAGCAGAGAAGGACCUGGAGUACGAGGCCUCCUUGGGCGCCCAGAAGGCUUCUGAGCAGCUGUGCUUGCCUUGUUCUCGCUCCCUGGCUCCUCCCUCCUCCCCUUAGCCUCCUGUCUUACCACCUUCCUCCUCUGUUCCUUCCUUCCCUCUUGGGGAUCCCUUUUGACUUCCUCCCCAAUCUUCCUCUCCCCCCUGACUCUUCCUUUUCCUCUUACCUUCCCCUCUCCCGCCUUCCCCUCCCCCACAUCCCUCUCACCCCGCUUUUCCCCUUGCCUGAGCUUUACUCCUUCCCCACCUUCCACUUGGCCCUACCUUCCCCUCCACUGUCCCUCAUUUCCCUUACCUUUCCCUCCCUCUCAUCUUCCCCUCCUCCCUUACCUUUCCACCUGCUCUCCUCACUACCCUCCCACCCUCCGCCUCCCCUUCUCUCCCCUCCCACGCCCCACCCACCACUGUUUGCUUUUCUCCCGGAUCUGGAUGAAGGGGUUGCCCUGCCCAUGCCCUGCCCUGCCCCAUUUGUGGUGGCUGGGGUCUUGCUUCAUGGCUGAGGGCUCGGGGACUCAGGCCCCGGGGAAAGGGCCCCGGCUCAGCAUCCAGCUCCUGAGAGCCCAGUACGAAGGCUUGCGUCGGCAGCAGAGGGCCCAGGCCCACCUGGUGGUGCUCCCGAAAGGAGGGUACGCGUCUGCUCCUGCAGAGUCCAUGGUCAGUGCUGUUUGGAUUAACAAAGAGAGAAGGUGUUCCCUGUCCCUGGAAGAGGCAGAUCCUGAAGCAGAGGUGAUGCUGGAGGAGGCUGACAGAGGCUGUCUUCAGGUCCCCGAAUCUCCAUGGCACAAGCACCUAGAGAUGCACCGCUGGGUCCAGACCUUCCAUCAGGAAACCGGUCUUCAAGUGAAACACAAGGGCAAGCUCGUGGGGUCCGAGCAAAGGCUCCCUCAGGAAGGAGACCCGGGCUCGUUUGAAAACAAUCAGAUGACUCAGCAAGGGACCAGCAUUCUAGAAACAGCCCGGCAUGAAUGUCAGGAGGACAAUGUCCAAACAAAGGCAGUGGGAUCUGGCUUAAAUAUCAGCAUUCAGUGCCCUCCUUCUAUAAAGAACCCACACAGGUCUGAAAAACCAGCUCACUAUCCAUUUCCCCAGAGGAAAACUCCCAGGAUCUCUCAAGCUGCCAGGAACCUCGGCUUAUAUGGCCCAGCCUGAGGCUUUCUACUCAGCCAAAUGUCUCAACUUUGAAACUAUCGAUGACCUCAUCAAAGAACACGGGAGGCAGAGCCACAGCUAGGGCCUCUAGCUAUGCACAAGAGCUAGACUAACUCAGUUGCAAGGAUUCUGAACUUCAUGGUGGACACACAGUCUUGCCCUUCAAAAAAGAAGAGAUUGCCUAGACCAGAUUGCACACAGUCCAGGAUGAAAGAGGGUUGUCUAAUCGAUGCGAUGUGGCCUUAUUCUGCUUAUAUACAAAGACCUUGCUAUGGAGCCCUAGAUGCCCAUUCUUUGGGGAGGCCCAGUAAGUCUCCUCCCCUGUCCCUAGAAAAGGGAAUUUGCAAACAUAACACAGGCGCCCUAGCCAAUGGAAUGCCUUAGCAGUGCCCUGGAGUCAACGGGCGUGGGCAGUCUUGUUUUCAGUAUCUUCUGAUGAUUUCUCACAUGAUCUGGAGAAGAUGAGCACUGAGAAUUGCCUUUUUCUGGUUACUGUGCCUGGAGGCCAGCUCACUUAGAAGUCACUACAUUCACUGGGAGUGACCACACUAUUUCAGCUAAGACUCCCAAAGUAUGGUCACUGUGGGUUAAACAAACAAACAAACAAACAAACCUACUGUUUUGUGUGUUAAGGGUGUUUAGGCCAUCUCUCACCUCGCACUGAGACUGCACAUUCCAGACCAACCAUUGGUUUAUUUCCUUGCCUCUCUCCCUCUAUUCUUCCCUCCCUCCCUCCCUUUCCUUACCUUUCUUUUCCUCUCUUCCUUCCUUCUAUCCUUCCUCCCUUCCUUCCUUUCUUCCCAUUUGUCUGUCUUCUCAUCCUCCCUCCCCCCCCCCCCGUCUCCUAAUUAAGUUCUUAUUAAACACUGCCAGUGAUUGAAAAUAUAUGGUAGUUGGAGCCUGAGCAGGAGACAAAGAAAUGCUCCUACUUGGAAAAUAUGUAUUCCCCACAAACUCCUUCCUCUUCAGCCGAAUUUAAAGAACUCAGAUCCUUCCUGGGGUAUUUUAAACUCAAGAAAAAAUGAACCAGGUGUUACUUGAGUGAUGAGAAGAAAGUCAGUCUUUCUUGGUUAAUGUUUAACUUUAGGAAUGAUAUUUAAACACACCGAAGGUGCCUUUCCCUCAUAUCAGAUAAUCGCUCUGUAAAGUUUCAUUUGUAUUUUCCUCUUUUUCCCCAAUGGCAAUCCUGUCUUGUCCAUCUUCAUCCAGAGUUGUUAACUAGCUGUGUCAUUAUCUGUCAGAGAUACAUAUGUGCCUGCUCAUUGGAUCACCCAGAAAUUCACUGCAGUUUGGGAGGUUGUUGCAUUUUUUUGUGAAUAAUUCUUAAGAGCCACAGUUAAAUU
Messenger RNA from Acinonyx jubatus (cheetah), 2942 nucleotides. It is a transcript of the gene CD4H9orf152, whose product is annotated as chromosome D4 C9orf152 homolog. The transcript is spliced from 2 exons. The record is from RefSeq and is a predicted model, not a curated record. NCBI's taxonomy places the organism in Eukaryota, Metazoa, Chordata, Mammalia, Carnivora, Felidae. Bases 880 to 1599 code for a protein of 239 amino acids.